Messenger RNA from Serendipita indica DSM 11827, 3765 nucleotides. The record is from the annotation of a GenBank genome assembly. Lineage: Eukaryota; Fungi; Basidiomycota; Agaricomycetes; Sebacinales; Serendipitaceae.
AUGUCCAUUUCACUUUCAAUACACAAGCAGACGUCGCCCGACUCGGGCUUAACUGGUGGCACAACCCACCGCGAUCUUUCAUUGGGGCCCAACUCAACGGUACACGACUUGAGGAAGGCUCUUACCGCCACAGGAGAUAUGGAUCCCGGGGAUUUGUUUCUCCUUCCCUCUGGCUUUGCGCUUGCGCAAAUUGACGAAACCCAAAAGUCAUGGAGAAUCCUCGGAGAGAAAGAUACUAGUAUUUCCAUACUUUCAUCAUCUACAAUGCAAUCCUAUAGCUUACCCCAACCAGAAGCUCAUAACACAUCUCCUGGUCAUCAUUAUUAUAUUCAUUCUGCCGGUUUACUGUACAGAUACCCUCAGAAAAGCGAUGUGGUCUGCAAAGUGCGAGGUCCCGGUUCCGGACCACCAGACCUCGUAAAGCCAGAAAAAACGAAGGCACCCAACCCAGUUGUAUAUGAAGAUAUCAUCCAUGCUGCUCAGCUCCAGACCUUGCAGUGGAAAGAGUUAUAUGAAGCUAGCAGAUGCCUUUGCGGCGUCGUACUUGGGUCAGGACCCGACGAUCCAGGCCCAAUACCCGCUGCUCGUCAGCUGAUAGACAUAAAAAACUUGACAGAUUGUCUCACACAUUCCGUCGCUGACAUGGCCACACAACGGCUGCUCACCGUUUCUACCAAGCACAAUCAUAGUUAUGCCGUUUCGGGGUGGUCCAAAGGCGCCAUAAGAGUCUCCAUGCCAUUUGCCACGGCUGCGGUAGAGGCCAAUUACAAAGAGUCAUUCGCAAAUAACGCUUCAUCGGUGACCUCUCUUCACGCUUCUUCGCAGAUAAUCUGUCGUGCUCGACUCCAGUUUGACCAGUACAAAGUUCAGUUGACACCUGCGUUCUAUCAAGACCUCAACGAGGCCCUCGGGGCGGAUUCCGAUGAGGCGAAGCGUACAAAGUUGUACCAUCUAUUCCAGUCUUAUGGACAUGUGUUUGCAACCAGCGUCGUACUUGGAGGAUCCCUGGUCACCAGUUAUGAACAAACCACCCGAGGGGUCGCCGACUAUAGGGACGGUGAGAUCUCGAUUGACAUGCAAACCAUCGUGAAUCAAAUUGGCCUCCACGCCAGUGGAGGUAAGAAGUGGACGAAGCAAGACAACGCCGAAGCAGACGUCAAAAUGUCCGGAACUACAAUUAUCGGUGGGGACCAGCUUCUUAUGAAGGAGCCUGCGAAAUGGAUUAGCUCGUUGGGAGAUUAUCGCCGGUGGCGUAUCGUCAAGACUGAAAAGGUCAUUUCGAUACUCGACUUGGUGCCAGAAUACAAGGAUCAGAUCUUGGCCCUCGCCCCUGAGUUACGGAUCCCUGCGCUCCGUGGUGUUUGGGCAAAACGUACGGACCUUGGGUUCUCCUAUCAUGGCCUCAAAGGAUACAUUCCAGUAAUCAAGCCGGGCCAGCCAUAUUACUGGAUUGGCCAAAGCCUUGACGCUAGCCGUGUGCUACUUGUCGAGGAAUUGAUACCCGGUGCGCUCUGCGAGGUAAAUGACCCUGAAUCUAUCUGGAGUCACCGGCGUCGGUUUCCCUGGGUUUCACGCAAGACCGUUCAUUUAAUCGAAAUUACACCUCUGGAUAUUCAUCACUUCGCAUCAGUUGGUUCAUGCGUCUCCACAACCAAAACGCGCGCGAUCUGGUCCCAGGGGAGAAUUCCCACCUCCAUCGAACUGCCAUGGAACCGGUACCGUGCCGUAAAUCGUAAGCUUUUAGUCCGCGUAGCUCCUGGUGAAGAGAAAUUGUCUUGUUCGGCAAAGUCGGGACGUUUCAGUAUUUACUCAGUCUCUCAUAUCGGAUCAGACAAGGCUGAAGAGUCGUCAAUUAACUCGGGGCUCUUUGUCGCUCGUCUUGAUAGCAGCCCCACCGAUAUUUGGGGACUCCGAGCGGAUAAAGAGUUGCUCCCGUCCAUGACCGAGCAAUCACCUGAGUCCCUGGAAAACUACACCAAAUACUUGCGAACCCACCUCAAGCUCACACGUAUUCGUCAAUACGGUACUAAACGCAGCCUGCUUGUUUCGUCCCAAGUCGCACCAAACGGGUUUUGGACGAGCGAGGAAAAGGAACGGUUCUUUUCCGCGCUUGCUCGAUAUUCCAAGCUACGACCGGACCUUAUUUCUCUCGACGUCGGCUCGAACAAGACCGUGGCGGAUGUUGUUGCGUACAUUGACGUUUUGGAACGAGGACUGCGUGACGUCUCGAGGUUAGAGGUGGAUAACGAGGAAGAAGAUGUGCCAGUCGUCCAUCCUGCAGCAUAUACAGUCUCGCAAAAGUGGAUUGAAUUCGAGGAACAACAGGCUGUGAGACUGGCGGCGCAGGAGAAAGAGUGGGAGCGAAAGAUAGUCGAAAAGGAGCGACAAAUGGCUUCGAUACGACUGAGGAAGCAACUCGGGAAUGCCGCUAUCAAAGGACAGGAGAGAGACGCGGCGACUCGCGAGCGCGAAAAGCAGCUUCGGGCACAAUGGAAAGAGGCCCUACCUUCUCUUGAAGCACAGUGGGCUCGUGAAGAUAUGUUGGCAGAGCUCACGAAACCGGAUCUCGUACACAUGGAUAAGCUCAUACGGCGAGAGCGUGAGGCAGACGAGGAGCGUCGUCGAGCUGCGGCGAGGGAAGAAGGUGUGUCUCCGAAUGCUACUCCCGAGCCGGGCAACGAAGCGAGCGACGUGGAUGAACUGGACGCGAUGAUGGCCAAAGCCGAGAAAGCGCGGAUGAAGAUGAGGCUUGACAUGCGUCGAAGGCGUGCGAAAGCGGCAGGUGUCGAGUUUGACCCUUCGGAGAAACGACUCAAGCCGAUGAGGAUGAGAGAUCGAGCGCCUACGCAGCAAGGGGAUGUAGAGAUGGACGAGCAAGAGGGCGGAGAUGGGCAGGCCGAUUCAUCUAAGCAAGAGAUGAAGACUGUUCGACGUGGUGGUCCCAGUGUAGCUCAGAGGACCGAGAAACGCUUUAACGAAAUGCAAGUCGACUUUGGCGUGCUGCAUACCGAUGGUCUCGAUUUAUUUAAUCAUUCCAAGUUUGCUGGGUUAUGGAGUGUCUUUGCGGAAGGAGAAGAAACCACAGUGAAAUCCAUUUCCUACACAACUUUGAAGUUGUUUCGGUUAUUAUUGGAUCGAUACCUGUCCAAAAUAACCUCUAUGGCCAUUUCUCUUGCCGAAGAGGAGAAACGGGAGACGCAGACAUGGAAUUCAGACGACCAUGACAUUAUACGACUGCGGCACGUUCAUGGCGCUCUCAAUUUACUCGGUGUGCCCUCUUCUCAUCGGACCAAAGCGGGUAUUCUAGGUUGGACCCUGGGAGAAGACUCGAGUGAAGAAGAAGAAGACAUGGAUCUACCGAAUGACCUCUCCUAUGGAGUGACGUACCAUCCUCCACCUCUCGACAAGGAUGACGCUCCCAUGGACGUCUUGGUCAUGGUAGAUGAGCACGAAGAAAGGAUGCGGAAGGUGGAAGAGCUCGCGGAGGAUGCGCAUCUCGACGACCUGGACACGGCGCACGACGUACGGCACGAGCUCGACUUGUGGAAGUCGAUGGGCUUUACAGAUGUCACUGCGGAGACUAUCAGGACUGCGGACAAGGGAUUGCCACUUGACGACCAGAAGGACUGGACCGACGACGACGCAGCCGUGGACGAACCCCGAAACCUACGCUCGCUGCGCUUCCGCCCGCCAGGAGGGAAUGUGCAGAGCCAGGCGUUUAUUCUUUCCGAAGACGAAGAAGAGAUGAACAUGUCGUCGCUGUGA